AUGCCUCCACUCCCCGAGCCGAAGGGAAACACGGAGGAUGAAGUGAAGAGAUCGGAGGAAUUCUUGAACCAGCUGAGCUUGGGAAGCACAGCCACCGGGACCCCGCUGACCCGCGAUACUGCGCGGUUCGAGGCCAGCCGCUCCAGAUCGGGGUCUGCAUCGCGACAUCCAGAAGCAGAGGUGCCUGGAGAUGGAUGUCAUCUCUUAGAAGAAGAGGAGGUGGGACCAAAGCCAGGGCUUUCCUACUGGUAG
This is a messenger RNA of Symbiodinium sp. CCMP2456, 252 nucleotides long. NCBI's taxonomy places the organism in Eukaryota, Dinophyceae, Suessiales, Symbiodiniaceae. The record is from the annotation of a GenBank genome assembly.